Messenger RNA from Teleopsis dalmanni, 936 nucleotides. RefSeq names its product wnt inhibitor of Dorsal protein (gene wntD). Gene Ontology annotation, cellular component: extracellular region. Bases 1 to 936 code for a protein of 311 amino acids. The record is from RefSeq and is a predicted model, not a curated record. The transcript has 2 exons. Lineage: Eukaryota; Metazoa; Arthropoda; Insecta; Diptera; Diopsidae. Gene Ontology annotation, biological process: neuron differentiation; cell fate commitment; canonical Wnt signaling pathway. Gene Ontology annotation, molecular function: cytokine activity; frizzled binding.
AUGGUGGAGACGGCUACGCUUAUGAAGCACUUAAAUUACUUCAACAAUCAAAAUCCUUAUAGCACAGAAAUUUUUCAAGCUUCAUUUUCAUUGGAAAAUGUCAUGGGUAACAGUAUUGAGUUGGCGUUACAAAGUUGUCAGCAGAGUUUCAAGUGGUCGCGUUGGAAUUGUCCAAGUACCGAUUUCUUCAUGCGUCGCACCUCUAAGCCACUACAACUGGAUCGUGAGGAUGCUUAUGUUACAGCCAUUGCAAUGUCUGCGAUACUAUAUACCAUCACAAAGGAUUGUGCAAGUGGGCUUAUCAAUGAUUGCCGCGUUAGUAAGGAAAACUCCAUAGUCACGCAGUGUGCAGAGGAUCCAAAAAAAGCAUUGCAAAUUUAUGAGCAACACAUUGGAGCUAUAACGUUUAACAGUGAUUUCCAUGGUUCUGUGUUAAAACAUAACCACAAAGUAAUAACGAAUUUAUUGAGUAAAUCUCUAGUGCAGCAAUGCGGUUGUGCUUCUAUGGGUGUAACAGGCUGUACCAACGAGAUCUGCAUAAAUGUGCUGAAGCCUUUUGCGGAAAUUGCCGCUGAUAUAUAUCAAAUGUAUGAAAACGCUAUAGAACUGAAUAAUAAUUUUAUAAAUUCCCGUGUUAUUUGGGAAAAUGUGCCAUUGGAUUCAUUAGUAUUUAUGAAGGAAUCACCGAACUAUUGCGAACCCGAUGCAGUGCUCAAUUGGAAUGGUGUACGCGGACGUCAGUGUUCGACAGCAAAUGAAGAGUAUGUGUCAACACAAGAACGUGAGUCUUGUCAAACUCUCUGCCAUGGAUGCGGAUUUAAAGUUGUCGCCCAAAAUCAGGUUACCGAACGACGUUGUAACUGCAAACUAACCUGGGGUUUCCAAGUACAAUGCGAUACGUGCGUGAAUGUGGAACGACAAUAUUAUUGCUAUUAA